AUGAAUCUAUUUGUAAAUGAUGAUGAAUCAGAUGAUAACAAUAAUGACAACGUCAGAAAUAAUAUAGUAUCAGAUAGGAUACCUCCUAGUUCCAGAUCCAAUAAUCAAACAAAUAGAACAACAUCAUUUACAGCAUCAACAAAUCAGAUUAUUCAUUUAGCAGAUAUAUUAACCAGUAUUACAACCAUACAUAAUAAUGCUAUAAUAAUAAUAAAGAAAGAUGGUAUAUCGAUACAUGCUACUUAUAAUCAUAUAACGAAUGUACUGGCUACUUUAGAUCCUAAUAUCUUUUCGCUAUAUAAAUUAAUUGGUGAUGAAGAAGAAUUACAAUUAGGAGUUGAUUUAAAUAUCAUUUCACAAUGUUUUAAUUCAGUUGCCAAUAACUUGACUAAGAAAGAUGACAUGAAUGAUGGUUCCACUGGUGGGAGUAAUAUAAAUUGUUACAUUUCAUAUAAUGGACUUGGUUCACCAUUAAUUAUUGAAUUUGAAGAUAAUUUAAUAUCUGAAAAGUUAGAAUUUUAUACAUUUUAUAUUGAUGAUGAUGAUAUUAUCAAUUCUGAUAUUUCAAUUAAUUAUCAAAAUUUGGCAAUGGAAUUAUUAGUUAAAUCAGAUAUCUUGUAUAAUUUAUUAACUGAUUUAAAUCAAAUUCAAACUCAAGAUUUAUUCAUAUAUGCCGCUAGUGCAACCACUACAUCUACCCAUCCACAAUUACAUUUUAUAAGUAAUGGACCAAUUGGAACAUCCAAAUUAAUAUUCCCCAAUGAAAAAACCAUAAUUGAAAAAUUAUUAAUUCAUCAAGGUCAAUCAUUCAUAAUUUCAAAAUUUAAUUAUAUAACCUUCUACAAGAUUGCAAAAGCAGUUAAAUUAAGUUCAAAAGCAAAAAUAUUAAAAGAUUCAAUGGGGAAUUUUAAUAUUCAAUUAUUAAUUAAAAAUCCAGCGAGAUUAGCAAAUAGUAAUGGAAGUUUAAUAAGUUUUAAUAUGUUAGAAUUGGAUCAAGAUAAUAAUGAAUAUAUGUUGGAAUAUAUCUUGGACGAAUUACAACAACAACCGGAAGAUUAUGAAAGCCAAUUAACAAGAAGUAGAUCGAAUUUAGGUCACCCACCACUACCACCACCACAACAACAACUGGUUAUUUUACCUACUCAAGUUAUUCCACAAUUGAGAAAUCCACUUUCAUUGGAUUCAUUUAGAACUCAAGGGAUUUCUCAACCUCCUGUACAUAUACAAAAUGCAGGAGUACAAGUAACAGCCACUGUCUAUGAUCACAAUAAAAAGAGAAGACGAGAUGAAGAAGAGGAAGAUAAGGAUGAACUGAUUAAGAAUGUAGGAGGAGCAGUAGAAAUUCCAUUGUUUUUAUAG
Hemisphaericaspora subhashii is the source of this 1359-nucleotide messenger RNA. RefSeq lists its product as uncharacterized. The record is from RefSeq and is a predicted model, not a curated record. The coding region runs from base 1 to 1359 and encodes 452 amino acids. NCBI's taxonomy places the organism in Eukaryota, Fungi, Ascomycota, Pichiomycetes, Serinales, Debaryomycetaceae. The transcript has a single exon. Gene Ontology annotation, biological process: DNA damage checkpoint signaling; DNA repair. Gene Ontology annotation, cellular component: checkpoint clamp complex.